This is a messenger RNA of Didymella exigua CBS 183.55, 1947 nucleotides long. RefSeq lists its product as uncharacterized. Lineage: Eukaryota; Fungi; Ascomycota; Dothideomycetes; Pleosporales; Didymellaceae. The coding region runs from base 1 to 1947 and encodes 648 amino acids. Gene Ontology annotation, biological process: regulation of DNA-templated transcription. Gene Ontology annotation, molecular function: zinc ion binding; DNA-binding transcription factor activity, RNA polymerase II-specific. The transcript has 2 exons. The record is from RefSeq and is a predicted model, not a curated record.
AUGUCACACGAUUUUUCCAGCGUGCCCUCGCAGGCCAACCCGGCGCCCUACUCGCCCGCGCCAUCGCACUUUUCGCCGUCCAGCAUGGCCGACCUGAGCCAGCAGCAGGCGCGCGCCCAGCAGCCGCAGCCGCAGCAGCAGCAGCAGCAACCUCCGCCGCAGGGUGCCUAUGCCUCUCCUCACUCGUACCCGUCGCCCACCUCGAUGCAGCCCACCUACAGCUACCCUCCGCCGGGGCAGCCCCAGGGCGAGCCCUACCGCGGGUCGCCGUCGGCCGGGAACAUGUCACUGCCGCCGCUGAACCUGCCGCCAAUACGCCUGCAGGACGGCCAGCAGCAACCACCGCCGCAGCACCCGCAGCAGCUCCAGCAGCUCCAGCAGCACCCGCAGCAGCUCCAGCAGCACCAACAACCGCCCAUGGGCUCGCCGCUGCCCCCGCCGCAGCACGCAAUGCAGCAGCACUACCCGCCGCCGGGCUACGCGCACCCGGGCCAGCCCAUGAACAUGGGUCCUGCGCAGUACAAUGCGAUGCGCUACCAGCUGCCCCCGCAGGCCGACCAGCGCGUGCUGUCCGGCGGCCGUCACAAGAAGGAGAUCAAGCGCCGCACCAAGACGGGGUGCCUGACCUGUCGCAAGCGCAGGAUCAAGUGCGACGAAGCGCAUCCCACCUGCCGAAACUGUCAGAAGAGCAAGCGCGAGUGUUUGGGCUACGAUCCCAUCUUCAAGCAGCAGCCUGGCCCGGCCCAGAUACAGCCAGCUCCCAACUCUGCGCCAGCACCGCAUUCCUCGACGCCGCCCGUGCCCGCCCAAGCCCCACCUGUGCCCGCCAACUACCAAAGUCAAGUUCCCCAAGGCUACGCGCCCGCCUCCUCUGCCGGCUACGCGCCUGCCGCAGCUGCCCCAAGUGCCGCUCACGACCCGCAAGCUUUCAACGCCAUUGACCCCGCCCUCGCCGCCGCCGCUGCACCUGGAAUGCACCCAAGCCAGUCUCAAUACAACGGCCUGCCAAUGGACCCCAACUUGAGACAUUCAAGCUACGCGCAACCGCCGCCCCCGCCGGAGCCGCACAGAGGCAAACGGCUCAACAUUGCCGACAUCUUUGGCAUCUGCAACCACAGUCCACCAGAUGUCCCACCCCGGACAGCACCACCACCGCCUGAGAUUGACGAGCAGUUCUCCCAGAUCUUUGUCAACGACUACGUCCAAGGUCUUGACUACAUGUUGCAGACAACGUGGUAUUCCAAGGACAACAAUGCUAUUCACCGCGUCUUCACCAACCAGGCCCUCCACGAAGAAGCAGCCUUCUUUACCGAAACCAUCAAGAACCAGAACAGCGCCGCGGACAUGUCCAGCGUUUUCAGCCAAGAGGCUCGCUUGAUCUGGCGCCUGCUAGGAUCGUGCAAGCUUCCUUCCCCCGCUACCAACGGUAUCAAGGUCGAGGAGGGCGGCGCCCCAGCAGAAUCAGAGGACCUGGCACUCAGGGAAUGCCGUGCCCGGUUCGAUGUUUUGGAAGCCUUGUUGACAAACUCGACCGUCGAGACAAACCCUCUACGUAACCUUACCUACCCGGAAGAUACUCACGAAGAGAAGAGGCAUGAGGUUGACUUCUGGCUCAAUCUUGGUGACUUUGUCCGCUAUGCUGGCGACGAGCGUGCCCCACAGGGCGCUGCUGACAUGGCUCUUGGUACGAUGCGCACGGUACUGCGCGUACAAGAAGUAAGAGAUGCCAUCUACUCGAUAGCCGUUGCUCGACACUACGGCGCGCGGAUAGGAGGCUUCCCGAACGCGCUACCGCAGCUAAUGGACCCACAUGAAGACAGCGAUCUAAGUAAACUUCACGUUGCUAUGUCUUUCAUCAGCCACGAAAGCCGUGCGGGAUCACAGCAAGUCCUAGCCCGAAUCUGUGACAUGGCUAUGCUCUCAUGGGCAGUGGCCAGGAGUCCUUAG